AUGUCAACGCAACAACAUCCUCCAGUAAAUUUUUAUGAUAGAGCAAAGUUGUUUAUUGGUGAUCUCAGUAGUAAUAGAAUUGACUUACAAAUUCAAGCAUUAAGGAAUAUAGAAAUUGAAUUUCUUGAAUAUGAAGAUGAUGAAGCAGAAAAGUCAUUGCUUUAUUCAUUUACAAAAUAUGAAAAGAAGGCACCUAAAUCUAAUUAUUCACAUCGUGUCGCAACAAAAAAAGAGUUAAUAAAUUUUCUAGAACAUACAUCAAAAAUUAUUAUUAAUUUAGUAGUUACUUGUUCUCAUGAAGAAUUACUACGUCACUCAAUUCCUAUUAUAAUUAGACUAUAUCAAAAUAAGUUAUUACCAAAUAACUUUUUCAAAAAAUUAUAUCAAAAUGCAGAAAGGUUAUCUGGGACAAUUGUUAUGAGAGCACAAGAUUUAAUCCUGAGAUUAUUUAAUAAAUUACCUUCGGAAGAAAAAAAAUAUUUUAAAUUAUUAGCCAUUAAUGGGUCGGAAAUUGGUCAAAUUGAAUCUCUUCAUUUUAUUUGUAAACUAUUAGCCAUCCAUGAAAUUCCUAUUGAAGUUUUUCAAAAAUUAAUAAAACCAAUAUGUAAGAACAUCCAACACUUAGAAAGUGAUGUUUUUCCUAUAAUACAAUUUCCUGAAUUAAGAGUAUUAUUAAGGAAAAGUCUAUUAACAGAAUAUAUAACAAAUUUUCAAGACACUGGAGUUUUAAGUGCACUUAAGGUCAUUGCAGAAACUGCUCCAUUUGAAAGUGAUGUAGAUGAUAUUAAACAGUUACUCGAUAUGUCUAUUUUUAAUGAAACCGAAAAUUUAAAAGAUGUAUUGAUUAACUUAGCACAGAAAAGUGAAAAUUUAUUUCCUUCUUGUUUACUAGGAAUGAUAAGACUUGAGGGAUUUAACGAAACAACAAAAUGGCUAACAGAGGAAAUGAUUAUUAGUCAUAUUGAAGAUUUAAUGAAAGUUCUUUUGACAUACAACGAAUUAUCUGAAACAUCAUUUUCAAUUGUAAUAAAUACCUUUAUUCAGUACAACAUUUUAAUAACAAAAAGUAUCCACACAGAAUCUAAUGGUAAUAUUAUAUUCGAUAAUUAUAACAAUUUAGUUGGAAAAGAAAUACUCUGGGAUGUGUUUUUAAAAAAGAAAAAUCAAACCAUCGAAAAUCUUUUAAUGAAAAUAUAUCAAGGAAAACUAAAGGAAUGUAUCAUUGAUGCUUUACAUGCCUUUAUGAAAAAUCCACAACUCAUUGCCGCUGAAAUAAUUGAAAAAUCAUUAAAAGAUUUAAAACAAUCACUGGAAGAAAAUAACAAGGGAAGAAUUAAAUUAAAACGAUUUAUUAAAUUAAAAUUCAAUAUUCCAGUUGGAAAAAUUAAAGUCAAAAACAUAUCAUAUUUGUAUCAAUCCAUUGAUGACAUCAAACAAUUAAAAUCUUUUUCAGAAGAAAUUAAUAAUAAAAUCAUAGAAACUAAACAAAAACUUGAACCAGAAAUUGAAAUUGAAGAAAAAGAGUAUUUAUCUGAAACACCAAUUGAAGUUAUAAUCACUGAUAUAUUAACAAGUGUGUAUAAACAAAAAGGUACUUCAGCUGAAUGGAUAAAAAGAGUUAUUAAAAACAAUAAAUAUUUGAUUACCACUCAAAUCAAUGGCAAAGACGUAAGUAUAAAUGAUAUUAUUGGAGACUUAGUUAAGAAAGAUGGGAGUAUUUUUUUGUAUAUUCAGGAAGGAGUUAGAAAAUUAAAUGGUCAAAAAUUAACAAAUGAAAAAAGUAUUGGUAAGUUAAUUCGAUGUGAAUCAAAAACAAUAAAACAACUACCUUUUAUAAUUGAAGAAAAUGAAAUAAAAAAUGUUAUUGAACUUAUUCAAAAAAAAGAAAUGUAUAGCAUUGGAAUUAUACUUCUAAAAGAAAUUAAUCCAUUUAUUAAAUGGAGACUAUCAGUAAUUGAAAACUGUAAAGAACAAACUGGUUAUGAAUUUAUUGGAUUCGAACGAUUAAUGGCACAGAAUGAAAUAAAAGAAGAUGACUUUAAAGAACUUAUUUCAAUGUUCUGUCAUUCUAUUGAAAUAAGAAAAGAUAAUGAGAAAUAUCUUGCUGAAGUUCUCUUACAUUUUGAACAACUAGUCAAAAAAGAAUUAUGGCAUAUAAAUGAAGAACAAAUCAAAAAGAUUCAAAAAAGAAAUAUUACAGAAGGAAAUGAAAGAAUUAUUACUACAAUAUGUGACAUCAUAUUAUUAAGAAAUAAUCAAAUAAUUGAAUGGAAUAAAGAAGUAGUUAUAGAACCAAUAAAAAGAGUGGUUAAAGAAUUGAUGAACGAAGAAUUAUUUGAAACGUUAAUCCCUUAUUUAGAAGAACCAAGUGAAUUGGUUGAAGAAUGUUAUGAAAUAAUUAUUCAAUAUAUUGAUAAAAAAUAUAAUACUGAUGAUUUGUUUAUUCAGAAAAUGGUUGAAAAUGUUUUGAAUAGAGGAAAAGGUUUUAAAUUUAGUAUUCGAGCAAUGAAAUUAAUGAAAGACAAACAAAAACUUCUUCAACCUUAUCUUAUUACAUUAAUUGAUUCAUUAUUUCCAAAAGGAAAGUUAAAUGAAAUUAAAGAAGAUAUACUCCAUGAUUAUAUUGAAAUGAUAUGUGAGUCUUGUAAGAGCUGUAAUGAAGAACAAAAGAAGGAAAUUUGUCAUCAUUUUGAUAUGAUAUUAAGUAUGUUAGAAAGUAAUGGAAAUCAGAUAGAAACAAGAAAAGGAUUGUGGUGUGGAUUAACUAAUCAAGGAUGUACUUGUUAUAUGAAUAGUAUUCUUCAACAAUUAUUACAUACUCAAGUCUUUUGUAAUAAACUUCUUGAAAAAAGAGUUAUUUUACCUAAAUAUAUCGAAAAUAAUGAAGAAAGUAAAGGUCAAAUUGAUAUAAAUGGUAUAAAUAUUGAAAAAGUUGAUAAUUGUAAAACAAAGAAUAGUGUUGACAAGGUCCAACUAUUAAAAAAAGAAAAUGAAGCUAAGUAUAAUAUUACUAACAAUGAAACUGUCACAAAAGAAAUAAUUCAAGGGAUAGAACAAGGUGAUAAUAUAAUAAGUAAAACACAUGAAGAAAUUGAACAAAAAAUUAAUUCACAAAAAGAGAGUAUUCAAAACAACGAACAAAAUGAAUUUAUCACUCAUAGCAAUAAUGAACUUAAAGACUAUAGAAUGAUAGAAGGAUUACAAAAAUUAUUUGUUGAAAUGAAAGAAAGUAAAUUACAAACCGUCGACACAAAAGAGUUUUGUAAAGAAGCACAUGGAAGUUGCUAUGAAGAAGUUAAUGUCUAUGAACAAAUGGAUGCUCAAGAAUUUUUUAAUACAAUAAUAUCAACAUUAGAAGUGUGUAAAAAAGAGAAAAAUAUCAUUGAAGCAAGAAAAGUAUUUACUGGAGAAACAGAGAUAUCAAUAAAAAGUCAAUGUGGUCAUAUAGUAAAACGAAAUGAAGAGUUCUGUUCAUGUGCACUAGAAGUAGAACAUUAUCAAACAAUGGGACAAUCAUUAAAAGCACUAUGUGAAGGUUGUAUUUUAUGUGAUUAUCGUUGUGAACAAUGUGGAUUAAAAAGUGAUUCUCAAAGAAGUGAAAGAUAUAAAAAAUUACCAGAAACAUUAGUAUUUCAUUUGAAACGAUUUGGAUAUAAUGAACAAUUUCAAAUUGUCAAAUAUAAUGGAAGAUUUGAAUAUCCAAAUGAAAUUGAUCUAAAACAAUAUUGUUGUACAGAGUAUAAAGGAAUAACUAAAUAUAAAUUAGUUGGAAUAGUUGUUCAUACUGGAAGUGCACAUGGUGGUCAUUAUUUUAGUAAUAUACUACUUAAUGACCAAUGGAUAUCUUUUAAUGAUAAAUUAAUUGAAAACAUAGGUAACAGAAAUUGGUUUGGAGGAGAAGUGUCAAAUGCUUAUAUGUUAUUUUAUCACCAAAUAAAUACACUAGAAGAAAAUGAAACAAUUAUGAUUGAUGACUUCUUAUUAAAAAGAGUAGAAAAAAUAAAUUAUAGCUAUAUUUUAUCAAAACAAGCAUCAGAACCUUUUGUUAUAGAUUUUAUUAAAGGAAUUAUUGAAAGUUGUAAAUACAUUGGAAAUACAUUAUCAUUCUUACGUACAAUUAUUCUUAAAAGAAGUCCUGAACAAUGUCUUGGAAUUCUUGAAGGGAUUUCUCAAAUAAUGGACAAAGAAAUGGCUAGAGAGGUAUUACAAAAAAUGUCAACAUAUUAUUUGAAAGAUUAUUUAAUGUGGGGGAAGUCUAUGAUUGUCUCAGCAAUUAAACAAGUCGAAGAACCUAUUUUUAAUGAGUUAAUAAUAAAAGAAGUAGAGAAUGGAAAUAGUCAUGGGAUCGAGGUUAUUGAAGAAUUGUAUAAAUUAAAUCAAAUUAAGUUGAGUACUUGUGUAAGACUUUCAGUUCAUAUUAUUAAAAACCAGAAAUAUAAUUAUGUACAAGGUGAAGUUGCAUGUUCUUUUAUACUCAAAGGAAUUCAACAAAAAAUUUAUCAAUUUGAUGGUGAUGUGUUAUUAAGUUUUAAAAGUGCAAAUGCUCCAGAAAAUCUCAUACAAGAAAUAAUUAAGAAUUAUCCAACGCAAAAAGUUAGUGGCUGUGCAUUAAAACUAAUAAAAAGUGCAUUAGGUAAACGAGAAGUUACUGAUGAAGAAAUGAUAAAAUUAAGAAGAUUAAUAUGUAAUGAAAGUUGUGCAACUAAUAUUGUAAAAGAGUGUUUGAAACAUCUUUGUAUGGCACCAGAGAUUUAUAGGUACUUUAAAGUAAUUCUAAUAACAAUGCAAAUUAUAUUACUUUCUCCUUUAAUUUAUAAUGAAUUAAAGAAAAGAGUAAAAGAAUUUAAUGAACAUUUAGACUUUUACUCACUUAAAAUAGUUUUAAUUGAAUAA
Molecule: messenger RNA, 4893 nt
Organism: Entamoeba nuttalli P19
Lineage: Eukaryota; Evosea; Mastigamoebida; Endamoebidae
Product: ubiquitin carboxyl-terminal hydrolase domain containing protein
Exons: 1
Coding region: 1-4893 (1630 amino acids)
Biological process (GO): protein deubiquitination
Cellular component (GO): cytosol; nucleus
Molecular function (GO): cysteine-type endopeptidase activity; cysteine-type deubiquitinase activity
Source: RefSeq, a predicted model, not a curated record